GGUUAGCACGCAUGAACUCUCCAAUUAGCUUGUGUGUUAAGUGAUUUUCAUUACCUUUAUGUCCGCCAUCAUGCCAGUGGUUAUGGUGCACCAUUUGUUAUAUUUCCUGAAUUGCUUUUGUGCAGCAACUUUAGCCAGUCCGGAGAACCUGUGAUAAAGUCCUCUUAACGCGACCAUCUUCAGGAAAACAAACAAGAAGACGAGAGAGAGAGAUGGGAGUUUACAGAUCAAACCAUUAGGUUAGGCAAAACAGAGCAGGUGACCAUUCACUGUGUGUGUGUAUGAGGAGACAACACCACCAGAGAAUGGUUAUGAGAGGGGUAUCGCUAUAUCUUUUGCUUGGGCAUCUCCUCAUGGUAGGCGCUGGAUCUACCUGUGUUCCUGUUGAAUGUCUGAGAUGUAACACCACAGGAAAACCUCAGGCAGAUGCUUGUGCAUUCUGCAGUCCAGAAAAAUGCAUCGAUGAUACUUCAAAAAUUCUGUCAAACUGCAAACAAGACUUUCAGGUUUCUGUCAACUGCACUGGAACCAAUCUUCAGGAGGGCAAUGACAUCACUCUAACAUGUGUCCAUAACCUUACCGUUUUGAUUACGAUGUUUGGGUGGCAGAUGAAUCAGGUGGACCUCCAGGAAGGCAAAAAUGCUAGCAGUCUGUAUCUCAAAGAAGUCCACUCCAAUAACGCAGGCCUGUACACCUGCUUUGUGAAAAGCCCGUGCGGUGAUUACGUGUCUCCAUCAUGCAAUGUCACUGUAGAGAACCAGAGUGUGUUGAUCUUGGUGAUCUGUGGUAUUUCCGCUUUGGGCCUGGUCUUGAUUAUGGGGCUGGCUAUGAAGUUCAAGCUGAAAAGAGACAACGCUAAACACAAAGAGAGGAGGAGGCAGAAGGCAGAGGCAGAGCAGAGAAGCGGUCCGGCUCCUUUCACACUAAGCGGAUCCUAAAUAAGACUCAGUCUAUCACUUUCACAAAAAUAUGAUUACUGAUAUUGUUUCAUAAUUUGCUUUUGUAGUGUUUGAUGUAGAAAUAAAACUUAUUUAAUCUCCAUCUUUGAGGCUAAAUGUGUGUGAUCAGAUAAGGUUAUAACAAGCUUAUGUAUAGAUAUUUCCAGACCAUGGUGGAUCCUUUGU
Perca flavescens (yellow perch) is the source of this 1124-nucleotide messenger RNA. RefSeq lists its product as uncharacterized. NCBI's taxonomy places the organism in Eukaryota, Metazoa, Chordata, Actinopteri, Perciformes, Percidae. The record is from RefSeq and is a predicted model, not a curated record. The transcript is spliced from 9 exons. Bases 282 to 938 code for a protein of 218 amino acids.